Synchiropus splendidus (mandarinfish) is the source of this 2843-nucleotide messenger RNA. RefSeq names its product oxidative stress induced growth inhibitor 1 (gene osgn1). NCBI's taxonomy places the organism in Eukaryota, Metazoa, Chordata, Actinopteri, Syngnathiformes, Callionymidae. The coding region runs from base 256 to 1794 and encodes 512 amino acids. The record is from RefSeq and is a predicted model, not a curated record. The transcript is spliced from 8 exons.
CUGCUGCACAGAGACGAUCUAUGGGCUCGCGCAGGCGGGCGGGGUAGCCCGGGAAGAAUCCGGCCUGUGAUUGGUCCGCUGAUGAGCGAUUGUAGCUCUAUAUAAGCUGAUCGUGCAGCCCGACCUCCAGCCUCACAUGUGGGGAUCGACGGAUGAACGGUGCGUUCCAGGUGAUGAGCCAGUAACCAGACGGAAGCUGCCCACACCUCUCCCCCGUUAACAAGAGCCGACACCGAGCAAGGAAGCCCCGCACAAAUGGACCUUCAGGAUAAAGAACUCAUCCCAGGAGACAUCCUGCCAGUGGUCAUCAUUGGAAAUGGGCCAUCGGGCAUCUGUCUCUCCUACCUGCUCUCAGGUUACACCCCCUAUCUGUCUGCCGGGGCAUCGCACCCCAACACUCUCCUGCACAGCAAGCUGGAGGAACAAGCUCACCUGUCGCUGCUGGAGCAGGACUUGGAGUACCUGUGCGAGGGGCUGGAGGGUCGCUCCUCAAACCCGGUGGCCGUCCUCUUCGACUCGCUGCUGCUGCCGGACGGCGACUUCGGCUCCGAUCACACAUCGCCGCUGGAGUGGCGCUACGAACCUGAGAGAGCAGUCACUCACCUGGUGCUGGGGAGGGGGCCGCCCGGGGGGGCCUGGCAUGCCAUGGAGGGCUCCAUGCUCACGCUCAGCUUGGCCAACUGGAUGGAACUCCCUGGACUGAAGCUGAAGGACUGGCUGAGAGAGAAACGCAGGAACGUCCGUAACGACCGCGCCACCCCCGCAGAAAUCGCCUCCUACUAUCAACACUACGUCUCCCGUAUGUUGCUGGAGCAAAACUUUGCCUGCGGAACAACCGUCACCUCAGUAACCAGGGAGCCCCAAGGUCAGGACGGGGCGCCGCCCUGCUGGAGAGUCGCAGGACUGCAAAGACGGGAUGGCGAUGAGUCUGGAGAUGGACCAUUAGAAUCGGAUCUGGAGCCGUUCUCUGUGCUGGCUCAGAACGUUGUCCUGGCGACGGGGACGCACGACAUUCCGGCUUGGCUCGGCGUGGAGGGCGAGUCACUCCCCUUCGUUUGCCACUCCUUUUGGGAGUUGGAGGCAGCAAUCGAUCGCGGUGAACUGGACAAAUCACGCGACCCAGUGCUGGUCGUGGGGGCGGGGCUUACCGCCGCAGAUGCUGUGUUGGCCUCUCGUCACUUCAACACUCCAGUCCGACAUGUUUUCAGACGCUCUGUCACAGACCCGGGCCUCAUCUUCAACCAGCUGCCCAAAGUCCUGUACCCCGAGUACCACAAGGUCCACCAGAUGAUGACCCAGCAGCAACACCAAUUGACCCCAGAGACCCCCGGCCCCUCCUCCUACCCCGGGUACCUUAGCUUCCCCCGUCACAAGGUGGUGGAGUUCCGACCUGACCACAAAUGUGUCCUGGAGUCUGAUUUGGGCGAGCGAACAGUGGUCCAAGUGUCCAAAGCACUGGUUCUAAUCGGAUCCCACCCCAACCUUUCCUUUCUCCCUGACAACGGCCAAAACCUGGCGCUAGACCAGAAGGAGCCCAUCACCUGUCGGAGGAACCCGAUAGACGUUGACCCUUUCACCAACCGGGUCAUUGCGGCAGAUGGACCGGGCUUGUACGCCAUGGGCCCAUUAGUGGGCGAGAACUUCGUCCGCUUCUUGAAGGGUGGCGCGCUGGCCAUUGCCUGCGACCUCGCCAAAAGGCAACGUGAGGAGAGUGAGGAGCAGGACCAGAGCCCUGACAGUUUGAUGGACCGAUGGUUGGAUCAGCAGCGAGGCCUCUGCGUUUUGGAGUCAUAGCAGAACCGUCUGACUGUGACUCUCUGUUUGGAAGCCUUGUUGUCUGCAGUCAGAGAAACUAUUUUCAUAUAAAGUCAAAAAAUAUAUUUGUUUCCAACAGAAGAUUUUGGACCAACAACAUUGAAGAAUGUUUGCAAACAGAGACUGCUAUAAAACUGUACUCCUGCGUUUACGAUUCGGCAGAAAACAACUGUUCGCACUUUAACGUUUGAUACCAUUAGAAAUUUCUAAAAUUAAAGUAAGACUGUAGCGCUAUGUCUUGAGCUCCCUCUGCAGGUGUAGAGUGGGAUUUCAGGUUCAUGCUCUCAUGCCAAUGACUGUUUCUGUCAGGGAAGAUGAUACAAACUUUUGCUCGUCUGGGUGGAGAUCACUGCAUACAAGGAAUACAUUGAUGCUAACAUGAUAGCUCAGAAUGCUACACAAGUCAAGUGACCUUUUGAUGAACUGGAGUUUGUUCAAGAAGCAAGGCGUACGUAGCUAGCUGCUGAGCUUCUGUGAAUAGCUUUCUUAGUACUGUUUUUAUACAUAUAUAAAUGAGGGCAUUUAUAAUAAACUCAGAGGUUUGAAUCCCACUCGCCUGGCUCUCUUCUCAUGAUUCUUGUUAUAAGUUGCCUUGUGCUGCAUAGCAGCUGGAUGGGUGCAGAUCGCAGGUUUAAUUCUCUGUGAGUCCUGAACGGUGUGCAGUGCUCAUAUUUUAAAAGCAGCUUAACGUUCCUGUCUGACAACCAAUGUUGCCUCAUUAUGUGGAGCUGAUAAACAGUUGCUAAGGAAACCACAAAUUUCCUUAAUUUAUUGUGUCUCCUCAUUUGGUAUCUUUCAAUGAAUGUAACUCCUUCAGUGCGAUGUCCACUACAAUAAACAAGGCAGCUGAACCCGACCAAAGACGUCACAGCAACCGAGUCUUCUACUCAAGAUUUUGUGUUUGUGAUUCCGCCACAGAUGAACUUGUUGGUUUCCUGUAGAUUUGAAAUUGUCCCAAAGUCUUUGUACAUCAGAUUUUGUAGUCCGCCGAGGGAUUCGGUUUCUGUCGGAGCAAUAACAUUACAUUG